Saprolegnia parasitica CBS 223.65 is the source of this 1071-nucleotide messenger RNA. RefSeq lists its product as hypothetical. Gene Ontology annotation, biological process: proteoglycan biosynthetic process. The transcript has a single exon. Gene Ontology annotation, molecular function: calcium ion binding; UDP phosphatase activity; GDP phosphatase activity. The record is from RefSeq and is a predicted model, not a curated record. NCBI's taxonomy places the organism in Eukaryota, Oomycota, Saprolegniomycetes, Saprolegniales, Saprolegniaceae. Bases 1 to 993 code for a protein of 330 amino acids.
AUGGGCCUCUGUGGUAGCACGCUCGACGAGACGCCGGCGCCGCAGACCAAGCGCGAGACGACGUUUGCGAUGGGGCUCAUCACGGACCUCGACACGCGCAGCAAGGAGGUGGAUGAUGGCACGCCCGCCUGGCACGCCCUCUUCCAGCGCGCGCUGCUGGUGCGCGACGCCGACGGCCGCUACAGCGUCGAGUGGUGCGACGCCGUCACGAUCACAACGGACGUCAACGAAGACGGCCGCGGCUUUGAGCUCAGCGAGCUCGCGUGGUUCGAGGGCCGGCUCCUCACGUUCGACGACCGCACCGGCAUGAUCUUUGAACUGACCAACUUUGCUCUCAACGCGACGGGUCCGCUGCAGGCGACGCCGCUCGUUGCCAUCAAGGCGGGCGACGGCACGGUCGCGAAAGGCGCCAAAAACGAGUGGGCGACCGUCAAGGGCUACGUGCUGUACGUCGGCAGCCACGGCGUCAACUGGGCGCCCGGCGGCGUUCUUGAAAACGACUACCACCGCUGGGUCGCCCAACUGCCGUCGCUCGACGGUCCGAUUGCGCACGUCAAUUGGUCCGCGCGCUUCGACGCGGUGCAGGCUGCGCUCGGUGCCUCGGGCUACGUCAUCCACGAAGCCGUCGAGUGGAGCGAGCAUCUGCAGCAGUGGCUCUUGCUGCCUCGGCGCGUCUCGGACGAAGCGUUUAGCGACGAGGUGGACGCGACCAAGGGCAGCAACAAGCUCGUGCUGGCCUCCGAGGACUUCAGCGACAUUGAGGUGCGGACCGUCGGCGUCCUCGUGCCCGAGCGCGGCUACGCGAGCUUCAAGUUCGUGCCGGGCACGAACGAUAGCGUGAUCGCGGCGCUGAAGAGCGUCGAGGACAACGUUGCAGGAACGCAGGCGACGUACCUCUCGGUGAUCGACGUUGCAACCGGCAGCGUGCUCUUGCCCGACACCGAGGUCCCGGGCCGCUCGAAAUUCGAAGGCCUCGUGUUCCUGCAGCCAUAGGACAAGCGCGGGAUACCAUAAUUCUAUACACUGUGGUUUCUAUUGCAAUUUUUUACCAAUGCCAAACACCUUGAAGCC